Messenger RNA from Drosophila innubila, 1117 nucleotides. RefSeq lists its product as uncharacterized. NCBI's taxonomy places the organism in Eukaryota, Metazoa, Arthropoda, Insecta, Diptera, Drosophilidae. The record is from RefSeq and is a predicted model, not a curated record. The coding region runs from base 134 to 916 and encodes 260 amino acids. The transcript is spliced from 4 exons.
UAUUCAUCUUCUGAAAAAGCCAAGACAUCGCGAUACUUUCGAUUGUUACGCGUUUAUAUAACUUGCGUAAAUUUUAAGUAAUUUCAACAGAGGUUCUAAGAUUGGUAAACUGUAAUCAUUUUGAGUGCAUACUAUGGAGGGCUUUGAGUAUGUCGUCAAUCCGCCGGUGAUGCCAAAAGUCGCAUUUGGCACUACAAUGCACCGUGAGGUGAUGCCUACAUCUGGCCCCUUUUUGGAUAGCUACAUGAGAGCUCAAUUGCCGGAGGGACGUCCACAUCCCAGUCCACUUGACUAUGAUUGUGCAAAGCCCAUUGGAUUCAAGUAUCCCUCCAAUGCUGGCUUCUCAGCUCUGGCCAAUAAGAUGCCUCGUCUGCCCGCUGUCCGAGAGCAGAUGAUUCCAGCCAUGGGCACCUAUGAGGUUCCACCAUGGAAACUUCGUGCUGGCUAUACCUUCGAUAGGCAAGUGGUGCCAGAUCCAAAGUUUGUGACCCCAGGCCCAUCCACAUAUUCGAUUCACAACAAAUAUCCAAAUUGGAAAAUGGAGACCGCCUUUGGAACAUGCCGCAUUCUCUGGCCAGCGGUUGCCAUCUUCUGUGGCCCUAAAAAUGUGGCUCAAUGCCUGAUCUGUCACCAGCGUCCUGUUGGCGAUUACUUUCACAGUUUUGCCGGCGAUAAGGAUAUGUGCCGGAAGUGCAUGCGUGCCGAAAUUACUGCCAUCAAGCAUUGUAGUCUUAGUGUUACGGAGCGCUAUAGAAAGAAUCGCGAGAUUAAACUUUUUGUGCCUGCAAGAUAUUGUGGAUUCUUCCACGAUCAUAACGGUACCAAUGCCGCCGUCGAGCUGACCUCCCGAAAGGAGCUGCGUGACAAAAUACGAGUAGAAAAUUAUUUGUAUCGCUUUGCAAGCAAAGUUGAAUAAGAACUUGGGCAAUUUAAAGAAGAAAGAUUCUAAAGUAAUAAUUACUUUCCCCCUAAAAACGAGUUAACGAGUAGAUAUUCAAGAUUUCAUUGUUUUUAUGUGUAAAUAACAAAAAUUUAGUAUGAUUAUCAGACUACGAGUAAAAUCUACAGUCCAGAAAGUGUACGAUUCAUCAUUAAAUAUAUAUUAUAUCAGAAUAUA